AUGACCGACGGAGGCAGCCUGCACAAUGUGCCCCUGGUCCUCGACAACGGCAGCGGCACCAUAAGGGCAGGCUUCGCGGGCACUGACUUACCCGCCGCAUACUUCCCCUCCUACGUCGGCCGACCUAAACAUACCCGCGUGCUCGCCGGUGCGCUCGAAGGCGAUGUCUUCAUCGGUCCCCGGGCACAAGAGCUGCGUGGCCUUCUGAAGAUCAAAUACCCACUCGAACAUGGCGUAGUCACAGACUGGGAUGACAUGGAAAGGAUAUGGACAUAUAUCUACGACCAUGAGCUGAAGACGCUAAGCGAGGAGCAUCCGGUCCUGCUGACCGAGCCGCCGCAAAACCCAAGGACGAAUCGAGAAAUGGCUGCACAAAUAUUGUUCGAGCAGUUCAACGUCCCUGCUGUGUACAUGUCGAUACAGGCCGUGCUGAGUCUCUACGCUAGCGGACGGACUACGGGUAUCGUGCUCGACAGCGGCGAUGGAGUCACGCAUGCAGUCCCUGUAUAUGAAGGCUUCGCAAUCAACAACAGUGUCCGGAGGAUAGACGUUGCGGGGCGAGAUGUCACUGAGCAAAUGCAGCUGCUGCUCCGCAAGAAUGGCCAUGUCUUCCACACGUCCGCCGAGAAAGAAAUAGUACGCAUCAUGAAGGAGAAGACGUCUUACGUCUCUCUGGACCCGCGGAAAGAAGAGAAAGAUUGGUCGCAAGGCCUGUGGAAAGCCGACAAACGAGAAGUCACGUACGAGCUACCAGAUGGGAAGAAGAUCAAGAUCGGCGCCGAGCGGUUUCGUGCGCCGGAGAUUUUGUUCGAUCCAGAAAUUAUUGGACUGGAGUAUCCAGGAGUGCAUCAGAUGCUCGUGGACUCAAUUAAUCGCGUGGAUAUGGAUCUGCGGAAGAACCUGUUUGCCAAUAUUGUCUUAAGCGGCGGCACGACGUUGACGAAAGGGUUUGGUGAUAGAUUGUUGAUGGAGCUGCAACGGCAGGCUGUCAAGGACACACAUAUCAAGAUAUUUGCGCCACCAGAAAGGAAGUACAGCACGUGGAUCGGAGGAAGUAUCCUGGCUGGGCUGAGCACAUUCAGAAAGAUGUGGGUCAGUAUUGAUGACUGGCACGAGAAUCCGGAUGUCAUCCACACCAAGUUCUCUUGA
Molecule: messenger RNA, 1149 nt
Organism: Cyphellophora attinorum
Lineage: Eukaryota; Fungi; Ascomycota; Eurotiomycetes; Chaetothyriales; Cyphellophoraceae
Product: Actin-like protein
Exons: 2
Coding region: 1-1149 (382 amino acids)
Source: RefSeq, a predicted model, not a curated record